Perkinsus marinus ATCC 50983 is the source of this 1365-nucleotide messenger RNA. RefSeq lists its product as hypothetical. The transcript has a single exon. Bases 1 to 1365 code for a protein of 454 amino acids. The record is from RefSeq and is a predicted model, not a curated record. NCBI's taxonomy places the organism in Eukaryota, Perkinsozoa, Perkinsida, Perkinsidae.
AUGGGUGCACCACAUUCGCCUGGUUGUUUGUUGGAUGCUAUGCAACGACUUUGUAAUGAGGCUCGCAGUGACUUUUUGGGUCUCUAUCUGCAUCUGAUAAAGAACGGCAAUGUUCCAGUGUGUUUCUGCUUCUAUAUGGACGAUUUAGUCGUGAGAGCAGAUUCUGAAAAGCUUCUUAAUUUGGCUGUCAGGUGUCUACUUCGUGUCUGUGAUCGGCACGGCUUCAACUGUAGUGAGAAGAAGAGGCAGAUAGGACCUCCUUGUGGUGAAGAUUCUGCUCAAGUACUGGGUCUUCUAUGGAAUAAGAAUGACGAGAUAUUUAUUGUACCACCCGAUGUCUCGUCACUACCACCACCAUUGUCCACUCCUUCUGAUGACUCUUCGUGUGUCGUGACUAUCCGUGAUUUGAUGGGCUAUGUUGCCCGUAUAUACAACCCAUUGGGGUUCGUGGGUCAUCUUCUUUUGGCUAUGAGACUUAUCAUUCGUGAUGAAUCCGAACGGACCACCGACGGUGACUUGGAUGCCUUUGUAAAAAGGUCUUCAUAUGAAUCUAUUAUGAGAAGCACGGAUGAGUUGAGACGAUUUUCUGGUAUUCCAAGGGCUUUAGGUAUCCGUCAGGAUCCCGUGAUCUGUGCGUUCUUGGAUUCGUCAGCAUAUGGAAUAGGAGUGGUUAUUACCGAUGCUAACCUGAACAUCAUCCGUUGUUAUACUAAGCUCAUUGGUGGUCAGCGAAGGUCAUGGACGAUAGUGAGGAAGGAGUUGUUGGCUGUUCAAGAAGCAGUUGCCUUCUACAUAGAAACUCGACGAGCUCUUCUAGCGGUGGAUGGAACUAUGAAGUUGGAGGUUCAGUUCUUCACGGACAACUCCGCCAACUUUUUUCGACUCCGUAAAGCCCAACAAUAUGUUCAUGAUGAGAACGAUGACUCCAAGGAUAUCAUAUGGCCACCAAAAUCACUUGAUAUACCACAGUGGGAGUCGAAGGUUCUCCUUGGUAUUGCUAAGAACUUGGCUUUGUUAAAUGGCACUAUAUACCAUUUGAGUGGACGUCAUAAUCCAGCCGACGCCUUCUCUCGUGGUACACCUUUGACUACCCUCCCUCACGAAGAUGCUGGCCUGAAACUUGCGGUAGAAGUUUCUCGCCGCCGGGAAGGCUUACCGUAUGACGUGGACACAGAGCAUGUGGACACUAUUGGAAGUGAUCAAGUAAGGGAAGUGGUAGAUUUCUGUACGAUUGAGCUCUCCGAUAAUGAGACCCCAAUCAGUUUACGAGAGGCUAUUAUUUCUAUGCAAUAUGAGGAUUCUUCUCUCGGUAAACUAUUAGAUUCUGAUAAGUACGGCCAUCCCAGAGCCGAGAUUACUUCGUAA